CAGUUGACUAAUACACCUUGCACAAAAAGGAUCAUUCUUACUGCUGUGACAGACCCAAGUUAAAAACACGACUAAGUAUGGCUAGCCCAUCUAUUCCUGGACCAAUUGUCAGGCAACCAUCAUCUCCUGCCUUGGUUGGAACCGGAGAGAGAAGGGCACAGAUGGAAACAUCGUUUGACGAGGACAGACAACCAUCAAUCCAAGUAAUGGACAGUUUGGAACAUUCGAUAGACGAGGACCAAGAAGGAUCUAGUGAUAAGAAAAAAAUAAAAACAAAACGCAAUUCGAUUCGUAUUAUCAUUACCAGGAUCUUCUCAGCAAUAUUAAUUAUUGCAGACUGUGUUUUUGACUGGUUGCAGUAUUACCAAAUUAUUACAACGCCGUUAGAUAUUAUAUCCGAAAUUAUAGCUGAUGACGAAGAUUCGCAAAACAACGCUUAUUCAAAUAACAACUACCCAUUCAACAACUACCCAUACCGCAACUACCCAUACCGCAACUUCCCAAACUACAACUACCAAGGUUUCCAGCGAGGAAAUGCUUUACAACAAACGACUGAACCACCAGCAUCGAACAGCACUUUGUUUUGCAUAAGUGAUGUUGGUGAGAUUUUCAUGUACUUUACAAUAGCGGGUACAGUUCUAUCGUUAAUCCAACUGGCAAAUAUUAUCUUUCAAAUUUACAGCGAAGUUGAGUAUCUUAAAAAGAAAAAGCAAUUUAGUGAAGAUAACGAAGAAACUCCUAAAAAAAUACUAGAUGGUAGGACAGAAACUCUUUAUUCCGUACUAUUCAUAGAAAUACCGCAAGGAAUUCUUCUCCUUAUGUACCAAGAUGCAUGCCUACCGAGUGUUGGCAAAACUUUAAAGUGUAAACGUCUCAAACAGCGUACUUGGGCUGUCGUUAAUGGUGGUAUUGCACUUUUGAACAAUGCCUUUCGUUAUAUAACAUGCUCUAAAUGUUGCGAAGAAGACAUUGAAGACUCAACAUGCGGAUGGUGUCGUGUCGCUUGUGGAAAGUAUAUGGAUUGUAUUAGCAGCGCUAGAGAAAAAUGUGUUGUUUGUGCUGGCAGCUAUAAACCAAAGUCCAAAAAGCCAAAAAAAUCCAUUGAUUGUUUUAGUUGUUUUAGUGGCGCUGGUGGAAAGUGUGGUGGUUCUUUUUGGAGUCUCCUUACAUGCUUCUUUCCGUGUUUGUGCUUUUUUUCCCGAUACGAAUCCCCCAUGUUGUGUGGCAUUUGUGGAAAGAAAUGUAUCAUUGAUAAGUGUAAAUGCUCUACUGAACCGUGGUCCUACAAGCUUUCCGUAUGUGGAUUCUGUUUUUGCCACUACUGCCCACUUGUUGACCCAGAUGAUCCCGAAGGUGGUGGACAAAAAUGCUGCGAUGUCACAGGUGGAAGUUUGUUUAAAAGAUACGAAUGCCCCAUGUUGUGUUGUCUUUGUGGAAACAAAUGCGUCAUUGAUAAGUGCAAAUGCUCUACCGAACCAUGGUCUUACAAGCUUUCUUUGUGUGGACUCUGCAAUUUCCACCUCUGCCCACUAAUGGACCCUGAUGCCGAGGGAGGAGGACAAAAAUGCUGCGAUGUAACCAGUGGACUUUGUAAAUGUUCAGACGGAACUUGCUUCGAUGGGACAAUUGGAUUUUGUGAGUGUUCAAUUGGAAAAUGCUGCGAUACGACAGGCGUGAGUUGCAACAGUUCAGACGGAAAAUGCGCUGUGACAAUCGGAUGUUGCGAAUGGUCCACCGGAAAUUGCUGUGCAGGACAAGGGACUUGUUUGAAGUGUCCAGAAAGAAAACCCAGAGAACCCAGCAAUGGAUGCAAAUUUUUUGACGGAAAAGGCUGCGAUGAAUACAAAUGUGAUGACCCAAGCGAGUGUUUUAAAUCUGCAUAUGGAAAAUGUUGCGGUGGUUCAGACGAUUUAAUGAAAUGUUCAAACGCAUGUUCUAAUCCUUUUGAUUAUGAACCUCUCGCAUGCAACGUCCGACUUGCACUUAUUGUUAAUAUUGGUUAUUUGGUAUUGUUCUUUUAUAUCGUGCUUAGAAUGUUAUGUAUUCUGCAGAAGUUUCCUUCGCCAGAGAAAACAAUUAGUUUGUCUGAUUUGUAUUCUGCAUAUGGAUAUUGAUCAUCAAUUUUGUGAAAUGCUUCACAAAAUAUUUCGUAUCAGUAUUUUUAAAUAUGUGAUUACUGACACAGCUGCAUUUUUUUUUAUCUAUAUUCCUUCAUAAUCAUCACUAAACAUAUAUUUAUCUUUUUAACAAAAAUAGAAAUAGGGCAUAUGAAAACUUUGAAAAAAUCUACCUGGUAGUCACCAUAUGUAUUUCUAUGUAUUUUUGUUUCUGUAUAAACAUCUACAGCGA
Messenger RNA from Mytilus trossulus (common blue mussel), 2349 nucleotides. RefSeq lists its product as uncharacterized. The transcript is spliced from 4 exons. Lineage: Eukaryota; Metazoa; Mollusca; Bivalvia; Mytilida; Mytilidae. The coding region runs from base 78 to 2114 and encodes 678 amino acids. The record is from RefSeq and is a predicted model, not a curated record.